GCUGUUUCAAUUUUUUCCAUCGUAGUGUGAACAGGGCCUCAGUCAGUAAAAGGGUAUUCACGAUUAUAUAUGUUUUUUUACAAAUUUAUUUCAAGGUUAUUCGAAGUUAAACUAUAGUCAAAAGAAUGCUAAAAAAAAAACAUUUGGAGAUCGCGAAAAUGAUUUGUCGGGCCAAAGAACACCAAUGAUGUGCUUCACAUAUAAUUUUGAUAUUACCCUUAGCAUACACCCCAAUAAUAAUCGGUUAUUUUUCUCAUCCGCUUCUUUUCCCGUUUUAAUCCAAAUAAUCAGUUCAAGGCCUUCUUUGCAACAAAAACACGAUCUUAGGCCUGGGUCAAACGCCGUACUUCACAUGAGCCGAACUUAAUGAAAGUUUGAGUUGACUCAAAUAACUAAAGGAACGCCUGUUUGAGUCAAACGUCGAACUUAAUUCAGUCGAACCGAUCUGCUACACCAAACAAAUAACCAAAGCGGUCUUGCUGGUCUGUGGUUUUUCAAGGUAAAGUCAAAAUGGCGCCUUUAGACCUUUGAUUAUGCGUUUGGUUCGAUUCAUGUGAAGAUCGGCGUUUGACCCAAAGUCGGUCUUCAGGCGUUAUUCACGGCUGGCCAGGCGUGAAUAACGCCUCAACCACUCCAAAUAAAAUCAGUCGAACUUAAUUGGGUCGAACGCCGAACUUCACGUGAGCCUAAUUGGUUGAAUUGGGUUCGGCUCAUGUGAAGUACGGCGUUUGACCCCGGCCUGAGCGAUGUAAGCUGAAACUGGGCAGAAUACAAUUUUAAUGUUUCCGUGCUUUUAUGUCUACAUUUCCAUGCAGUCCUGAUCCUGGAAAGAAUUAUAUGGAAUUUUUUGACAUUAAGGGUUAAUCCUAGAGUACCCCGCGAGCAGUUGGUUUCUCCUAAGCCGAACGAGUUUUACCAGUUCAAAGUUAAUUUAUUUGUCCAUGGCGCUGGACGGCGGUUAGCUCAAAACAACGAACGGUUGCUCGCAGUGGUUUCUCUCUCGCUCGGCGUAGGAGAAAGCAACAUGCUCACAGGGUAAUCUUAGGGAAGUCAUAACCAAAAAUUCACUCUCUUAUUUCAGGUCGACUCGGCUAUCGAGUUUAAAGUUUUUUCCCGCCCUUUGCCACAAGUCCUUCUCGACCUACAUCACGAUGUUACAAACAUCAAUUGGCGUAAAAGCUUGUGAGAGUAUCCACCCUCGCUGACUCUUUGAAUUGCAACCCACAAGACUAACGUGGUGUAAGAAAAUGUGAUUGGCUAGCCUCUUCCAGGCGUUUCCACCAAGCCUCUCUCUCCUUUUUGUAUUCUGCCGCUUUUUUUCGCACUGCGCCCCAACUAACUGGACGCGUGGAAGAGGCUAGUGAUUGCCUAAUACCGGUUACGAAUCUUCCUGUGGUCCUGACUCACAUCCAGUCUUUAUCCGGUUGGAAAAAAUGAACAAUCUAAUCUCGGGCAGGGCGCUCACAUGUAGGCAACUUUCUUGAACCUGUCGAGUGCGCGCCCUGAACGUAAAGGCUGUUUUUCUCGCUAGAGAAAAAGUUUUGCCAUUCUCCCGGCUCGCUGAUCAGUUAAAAUUGCUUCACAAGCGCUAAAGAAUAAAACAAUUGCCCAAGAUUAUCUGCAAGUAACGACGUACUGCAUUCUGGUAUAUCUCAUGUCCAUAUGUAGCUGCAAACUCUUGACGGAACUUCUUUUUCAGCGUUUGUGGGGAUCUAGACAUGAUUUCGCUCUAGAAGCCCGCGACUUGAUCGUCUAUCGUGACUGUUUCCAACCGGAUAAAUGGCCGCUGGGUAAGGGUCAGCUGUCAGCCAGCAACAAAAGUCCAUUGUGUUCAAUUCAAAUCAAAACCAUAAUGAAAGAAAAGCAUUAUAGGCUCAUAAGAAAAAAAAGAGAAAAUUUUUCAGAUUACAGAGUUCAAUAUUUUGAUUUCUCUAUUAGAUAAAGUUAACUGCUAACUUAAAUGCUCAUACUCCUUACUGUUGAGACAAAAACGAACUUUUUCGAAAAAGUAAAUGAAUUACAAUAAGCGUCACAAAAUGUGUUCAACAAGAAAAUACAAAGGCCUCGGGACAAACACGGGAUAAUUAGAGUGAAUGCUAAUUUUACGGUAAGCAAAGUCGUUUGCACUGUCGAUCACUAUAAAUAAUCCACGCUGAUUUUGUGAGCUAUUAUGGGGGAAUAGAAGUAUUAGUGGAAUGCAAAAGACAAUUUUAGCAAUAUAACUUAAACUUUAAGGUUCUUGGUUGAGUUUUGCUCUCUUAAGUUUCGACAUUUGAAGUAAAAACACGCCGAGCUUUUUUAUUUUCAGAGACUAAACAUUUUUGGAGAAAGCCAACGGUUUCUAUAGUUACACAGUGAGAAGUGAAAGCAAGUUUGGAUAAUGUACAAUAUGGUCUGAACCAGAGUGAAAUGCCGUAUUUGAGUUCAGUCAGUUCUACGUCUGUAGAGUUAAAUUAAACCGCCAUUAAAAAAAAAAAAAAAAAAAAAAAGGAAAAGAAAGAAAGGGGAGAGCUUCGCAGUGUGGCAAAACUGAAAGACGUAAGGUGCCAAAAAUACUUCAUGAUUAGAAUGAGUGACCAUGGUUUCCAGUUGACAGCGAUUCUUAUUACCAGAAAAAUAUAGCAAUUCAGAACAAAACCGACGAAGCUUCGUGCUGCGACAAGCAUAUCUCUUCUUUCCUGAUGGCUUCUCUGCCUCAGCUGGUUAAAAAGAAUCUUCAUAUAUAUUGAAUGCCAACAGAACUUCUUGAAUCUGUAUUCUCAGGAUUCACCGGCAUGGAACACAGCCGUCAGAAGCCCUGUCCAUUUAAGGAAAAUGGCGAGCCAUCAGUUUCAUUUUAGAACAGACACAAGACUCAACAUACGGCACUUAACGGAUUAAUGUGCUUCGUGCUUUAUUUUUUAAAUAGACGAUUUUAACCUUCGAGGAAAAUAGUACUGAAAAUAGUAUCCACAACAAAGCGUCACUCGAAGCUAUACAUAAAAUAAACACAAGAAGAACAGAGAAAAUGAAAGAAAAAGCGAGUCAAGAAAGACUGGAAAAAGACAAGAUAAACCCUUUGAAAGACUGUGACGCUGAGGACAAGUACGACAAUGUAAUUUCGCUUCGGGAAGAAAACCUUGCCUCCACAUUUGAGACAUUUUGGAACAUAAGCAACACAAUUCAGGGAUUACCAAUUUUGGUCAUCCCUUACGCUGUCAGAAAUGGCGGCUACUUAGCUAUACUGACUCUAUUACUAGUUGCUGUGGCUUCUAACUACACUGGAAAAACCAUCGUCCGGUGUCUUUAUGAAACAGACCCACAAAGCGGGAAACGAAAGCGGGUCCGCAAUUCGUACGCAGAUGUCGGCGACGCUUUCCUUCCAAAAAUCGGCGGCCAUCUUGUCCUCUGCACUCAGUUCUUGGAGUUGCUUUUCGUUGCCUCAGUUUAUCCGUUAUUGGUUGGAGAAUUAUUAGCUAAGUCUUUCCCACAUGUCGCCGCUUCUUGCUGGCUUUGGACGCUGAUAGGAGGCGUUCUUUUUGUUCCAAACAUGUUUCUUAGAAACCUGUCACAAGUUGCAUGGACAAGCAUCUUGACAGUGUUGUCAGCAAAAGUUAUUUUCAUAACAGUGCUCGCUUACGGUCUGUUGCAUUUUCAGAAAUGGGAGCUUAGUUCCUUGGAACAUUUUGACGCCAGUACAUACCCAUCUGCUCUAGGAAUCCUUGUAGCAAGCUAUCUAUCACAGCCUUUUGUGUCCCUCAUCGAGGGUAGCAUGCGCCAAAAGAACAAAUUCAAUUUGAUGAUGAAUUUAUCUUACGGUGUAAUGACAUUGCUCAAUGUUAUCAUUGGAAUAGUUGGUUAUGUCUCAUUUAAACUUGAAACAGCUGAGGUCAUAACAAAUAAUUUACCGGAAGGUUCUUUUCGAAUAGCGGUGAAUGUAAUGGCGGCGGUGUUGUCUUUUACUUCCUACACGCUACCAAUGUUCACCAUUUUCGAAAUCAUCGAGAACUCCGACCUUCCUUGUUUGCCACGGAACUUCGGUCAGUCUAUCUUUAGUCCAUCCGUUGUCGUGUUUCGUUUGUCUUUGAUAUCUAUAAGUGUUAUUUUUGCCGCCACCUUUCCUGCAUACACGUAUUUAUUAGCCCUUGUAGGCAGUAUAGCUGGUAUCAGUCUGGAGUUUAUAUUCCCGCCACUGUUUCAUCUGAAGAUCUACUGGCAAGACAUGUCAUGGUGCAAUAUUUUGGCAGAUACUGCUGUUGUUGGGACUGGUUUUGCUGUGUUGGUGUCGGGGACUUUGAGUUCUGUUCGUUCAAUCAUUCAAGUUUAUAGCCAGCCGAUAGCUAGUCCCUGCGAUUGAAGAAACGAAAGUUCGAUUGGGACUAAUUGCCGAGUCAAUGAACAAACCUCUAUAAGACAUAAGUCUAAUUAACGUCCUCACUGUGGAAAAAAACGUACCUGCCGGAACCGGGCCUUGAAGUUUUUUCCGUAAAAAAAUUAAUUCAAUUUAUUCGGUUUUCACCCUCCAAACAAACCAACACUCCAAAUUCAAAGUCGAUCUCGUAGCACGAACAACGAAUUCGUCAGAGCUCUUUCGUGCAGUUUCUAAGUAAAUUGUAUUCACAUUUCAUUUAUAUUAAAAGCUCGUGUCAUUCAAGUCGUCGCCGUUUUGCUGCGAACAGUUCAGUUAACUCGAUAAAUGAUGGCCAGCAAUAGCAGUUCAGCAAUUCAAAUAUUUUUAUCAACUGAAGCUGACCAUGAUACAAACUGCAAAAUAAACAAUCUUUUAAGUCCGGACCUGAUAUGAUCACUAUUCUCAAAAAACUCGACAGUUUGAUUGGUUUGUUUUGAUAAUUUUAGGGCUUCAUUUUGAAUAGUUUUGCCCGAGGGUGAUAUUAACAAGAAGUUUCGUGGUUAAAGGGAAUUCACUACCCACAUGUCAUGGGAAGGAAAAUUGAAAAUUUGUUCGUCGGCCAAUAAGGUAGUGCAUGGCAAGCAACCUGCAACCAUGCUCAGAAAAUUGUUAUGAGAUCAUAAUUAUAAUGUCGGCAAAAAACAAACUGAGGAAAUUUAUAUCCUUGUGGUUAUCUAAAAAAGUUUGCUUACGUUGGCUAAAAGCACUUCCAAAGAAAGAAUGAGUUCGGUAAGAACGACUGUCGUGGUGCUGUAAUUUUAUUUAGCUCCAAAUUUCGUAACGAGAUUCCCUGAAGCCCGCAUGGCUGCUUGGUAUUUCCACGCAGGAUUUUGUUGGGAGAACAGAAGAUGGGAUUGCACAUUAUGAGUCCUACUUGAGAAAGAGACUUGAUUUCUAAUCUGUAAGGGAAAACGAGGGUACAGUUGUAUACGCUAGACGGUAUUAAUAAGUAUGCAAGUAGCACUUAUUGUUUUCUUUGUAGAAGCCUAAGCCACAAGAAGAAAAUAUAUACAUAUAAUAAAGUAGGCCACACAUAGUGGCCAAAGGGGAAUAGGGUGUUCUUCGAAAGGAGUGUAUUGUUGAAUCUAAUUUUGCAGAUUUUGCUCACGUGAACGCGCGCAUUUUAUCCCUCGCUGAAACAUCCAAGUAAAGCGUGUGGUAACAUUUUCCGAGGAGGGACUGGAGCGCUUACCAUUUUUACCAGAACAUCCGGAAAUUUCGGUUGAAAGUCAAAUGGGACAGUACUUUGUCGGAAAAUCCGUUCGGAAACUGCGCACUUCUUCCAAAAGGCUCCUCUUUUUCUGUUCGGAGUGGAACGGUGGAAACUUCUUUGCCAUUUGCUGAAUUCUGCAGUUUCCUGUCUCUGGUCGACAGAAAACAAUACUGGAAGUCAAAUUGUAAUUGGUAUAAGCGCCAUCUUGUUCGGUUGGUUUGCUAAUUUUGUAAAUACCUUACAUAUGGGGAUAAACACUCUCCUCUUCAUCUUCUUUUAUUGGAGGAAGGGAUUCAUUUUCCGCCUUGUUCCCCACACGGGGGGAAGGAACAGAUGAUGACUAAAAACAGUAACGAGGUAGUAAGAAAACAAAAAUGGAACAAAGAUGGUAAAUAUUGGGCAAGAUAGACACCGAUUACGAACUCGAGAAACUUGAAAAAGCAGGCUAAUUUAUUUUCUGUGGAUGCGCCAUCGAAAACAUAAGUAGUUUUUCAAAUUAUCAAUGGCUGAAAAAAAACCCUAAACUCUCGAUUUGGGUCCCAUCCUUAGUUUAUAAUGCCGCAUUUCUAUUCCAUUUACCUUCUAUAAAAUACUUAAAAAUCGUUCUCAAAUAUAUCUUCUUCAGUAGCUUGGAAAAAAGAACAAAAAAGCACACCUCCGACGGGACUCGAACCCGCAAUCUUCGGCUUAGGAGGCCGACGCGUUAUCCAUUACGCUACAGAGGCUGAUGUUGAUAAUAUACAGCAAUUAAAACGUUAUACUUUAGUGAUCUACAGUGUAUUGGAAACUCUAAUUCUCGAUUCCAGUGCAAUCCUUAGUUUAUAAUGCUGUAAACUUCUAGUGCUGUUCAAGAACGCGAUGUUUCUCCACGUUUCCAUUCCAUUUACCUUUUAUAAAAUACUUGGAAAUCGUUAGAAAGUAUUUCUUCUUCAGUAGCUUGGGAAAAAAAAAAGGAAU
This is a messenger RNA of Orbicella faveolata, 6560 nucleotides long. Its product is annotated as vesicular inhibitory amino acid transporter-like. Gene Ontology annotation, molecular function: L-amino acid transmembrane transporter activity. Gene Ontology annotation, cellular component: vacuolar membrane. Lineage: Eukaryota; Metazoa; Cnidaria; Anthozoa; Scleractinia; Merulinidae. Gene Ontology annotation, biological process: amino acid transmembrane transport. The record is from RefSeq and is a predicted model, not a curated record.